AUGGUGGAGAAGAUUAACAAGCCAAGGAAAGAGGAGGUCGUCUCCACGGAUGGUACUAAUCCUUCUCUCUCUAGCCGUUAUAUCGAAUCUGCGUUUGGUUUAGGUGAUGAAAUGUGCUCUUCUUUAAAAGAUUGUAAUUUGAAAUGGUUUAAGUGUACCUUCAAGAAGAAGGCACCGAAUGCCAUCAAGGAAAUUAGGAAAUUUGCCCAAAAGGCCAUGGGAACAAAUGACGUAAGGGUUGAUGUCAAGUUGAAUAAACACAUAUGGAGCCGUGGAAUCCGGAGCGUGCCAAGAAGGAUCCGUGUUCGCAUUGCACGCAAGAGAAACGACGAUGAAGAUGCCAAAGACGAGCUCUACUCUUUGGUCACUGUUGCAGAAAUUCCAGAGGGAGGGUUGAAGGGAUUGGGAACCCAAGUCAUUGAAGAAGAAGAAUGAAAAUUUUAUUUUGCAAGUAAUAUUUAAAUAGUUUAUCUUUGUCGAGACAGUUCUCGUAUUCCUUUAGAAGUAAAUGAGUUAGUUUUCUUA
Molecule: messenger RNA, 525 nt
Organism: Salvia miltiorrhiza (redroot sage)
Lineage: Eukaryota; Viridiplantae; Streptophyta; Magnoliopsida; Lamiales; Lamiaceae
Product: 60S ribosomal protein L31-like
Exons: 3
Coding region: 1-435 (144 amino acids)
Biological process (GO): cytoplasmic translation
Cellular component (GO): cytosolic large ribosomal subunit; ribosome
Molecular function (GO): structural constituent of ribosome
Source: RefSeq, a predicted model, not a curated record